Molecule: messenger RNA, 984 nt
Organism: Pichia membranifaciens NRRL Y-2026
Lineage: Eukaryota; Fungi; Ascomycota; Pichiomycetes; Pichiales; Pichiaceae
Exons: 1
Coding region: 1-984 (327 amino acids)
Biological process (GO): protein insertion into ER membrane
Cellular component (GO): cytosol; TRC complex
Molecular function (GO): protein binding
Source: RefSeq, a predicted model, not a curated record
AUGUCUUCAAUUGCAAUAGAAACUAAGCUCAAAAAGUCUCUUGCUAGAUUCAGAGAAAGAAUCAACAACGGUUCCUACUAUGAGGCCCAGCAGACCAUAAGAUCGAUUACAAACAGAUACGUACACUCCAAGAACUAUGAAGCAGCCAUCUCGCUCCUAUAUCAAAGUACAAUGAUACUUCUAGAAAGCAAGCAGUAUGAUGAGGCGGCAGAUCUUUAUUUGUAUAUGCUCGAGGUACUUCAAGACGAAAACAAGAGUGUGGAGGAGUUUGAAACUGCAGACUUGGGCAAGAUUGUCAAUAUUCUCUCUACAUUCCCUAACACAGAUGCCAAUUUGGCAAGCCUAGCGAAGGAUACCAGCAAGUUUGUUAAUGCUAAGGUGGGAAGCGAUGUCGGAUUGCCGAAGAUCAAUUUAUUGUUGGGGACGAAGCUUCUUCAGAGUGGAGUUGCCUCUCAAAUCGGACAGAGUGAAAGAUACCUUUUCCUUACGAGCGAUGUCAAUGCUUUGAAACUGAUUGUUGAGCUGGAGUAUCACACGUUCAAGGCCGAAGGCAAACCGGAAGACUUUGGUCUAUAUCUGUCGAGAGUGGUCUUACCAUAUCUAGCGAUAAAGAACGUCAAGUUUGCCGAGCUUGCCUUGAAGAAGAUGUUGGAGGACUUCCAAGAGGACGCUCCUAGUAAAAGGUUCCAAAGCGUAAACGGGAUGCUCAUAUUCGAGGCUGACGGGGAUAGCGACCUCGAUGAUUGCUACAAGCUUAUCAACUUCUUACAGCUGUUGCUGGCGCUGGCGAAAAGAGGGUCGAAGGAUGACACUAACAUUUUCUCCUUGAUUCUCAAGCGGUACCAGAAUGUGUUGAAGGGUUACGAGGGCUUGUUUGAAAGAAUAAACGAGAUCGCAGUGACUUACUACAACAUAUCGUUCAUCAAGAAGCAGUCGAACCUCCUCCAGGACAUGAUGGGCAGUUUCCUUGGUGGCGGGAAAUGA